Messenger RNA from Aspergillus candidus, 1826 nucleotides. RefSeq names its product ribosome-binding protein NMD3. The record is from RefSeq and is a predicted model, not a curated record. NCBI's taxonomy places the organism in Eukaryota, Fungi, Ascomycota, Eurotiomycetes, Eurotiales, Aspergillaceae. Bases 84 to 1670 code for a protein of 528 amino acids. The transcript has 2 exons. Gene Ontology annotation, cellular component: nucleus; cytoplasm. Gene Ontology annotation, molecular function: ribosomal large subunit binding. Gene Ontology annotation, biological process: ribosomal large subunit export from nucleus.
CGCCAUCAACUAAAAGGGUCUGGAGACUCCCGAACUUUUGGCUUGGUCUUUUCAAUUUCACGCACAAGUCAUACUACGCAGCCAUGUCGAUGGAUCUGGAUGCACCUAUGCCCAUUGGGGCUCAGGAACAGGUUGCGCCGACCAUCCUCUGUUGCAACUGUGGUGCCCCCAUCGAUGGCACAUCAUCCGCCGGUGCCCUCUGUACGGACUGCGUCAGGUUGAGUGUCGAUAUCUCCGCCGGUGUCCAGCGAGAGGCGGUUCUUCAUACCUGCCGUGACUGCGAGCGGUGGCUGCAGCCCCCAAGUGCCUGGGUCAGCGCUCCCCUCGAAUCGAAAGAGCUGCUGGCUCUUUGUCUGCGUCGGCUGCGCGGUCUGUCCAAGGUCCGCAUUAUCGAUGCCAGCUUUCUCUGGACGGAACCGCACUCGCGACGUAUCAAGGUCAAGAUUACUAUUCAGCAGGAGGCAUACGAAUCGAUUGUUCAGCAAACGUUCGAAGUUGAAUAUGUCGUCGCAUACCAGCAGUGUCGGGAGUGUAUGAAGUCGUUCACACCCCACGUGUGGGCUGCUCAGGUUCAGGUGCGGCAGAAGGUGCCGCACAAGCGAACCUUCUUGUAUCUGGAGCAGCUUAUCUUGCAUCACCAGGCCCAUCAGGAUACCGUCAAUAUCAAGGAAGCCAAGGACGGUAUCGAUUUCUUCUUCGCCCAGCGGAAUCAGGCGGAGAAGAUGGUGGAUUUCCUGUCCUCCGUGGCGCCUACGAAAGUCAAGAAGGCGCAGGAACUCAUCUCCAUGGAUAUCCACACAUCGACCAAGUCUUACAAGUUCACCUUUUCCAUGGAAAUCGUCCCCAUCUGCAAGGACGACCUGGUCGCCCUUCCCAUCAAGCUCGCCCGAUCGCUGGGUAACAUUUCGCCUCUGACUCUGUGCUACCGUGUUGGCACGUCGGUCAACCUUCUCGAUCCGAAUACCCUCCAGACGGCCGACGUCCCAGCGACAAUCUACUGGCGGUCGCCCUUCAAGACCCUCGCCGAUGUGACCGAGUUGACCGAGUUCAUCGUCAUGGACAUCGAGCCGACGGGCAAGUCCAACGGCCGGUUCCACCUCGCCGAGGUCACAGUCGCGCGCGCGUCCGAUCUGGGCUCCAACGACCAGACGUAUUUCUGCCGCACGCAUCUCGGCGGUGUCCUGCACGUUGGUGACUCCGUCAUGGGCUACCAUCUGACCGGCACCAACUUCAACGACGACAACUUCGAAGCCAUCGAAGCCAGCAGCCAGUACGGAUCCACCGUCCCGGACGUGGUGUUAGUCAAGAAGCACUACGCCCGCAAGAAGAAGAACAAGCGUAACUGGCGCGUUAAGCGCAUGGCGCUCGAGCACGAGCAGGAAGCGCAGGCGGCGGCGGCGGCCGGCGGCGGUGGCAACAACCGGAAGCAAGACCAGGAGCGGGAGCGUCUCGAGGCGGACUUUGAGAUGUUCUUGCGCGACGUGGAGGAGGACCAGGAGCUGCGGCAGACGCUCGAUCUGUACAAGGUCAAGAAUCAAGCGGCCCAGCAGUCGGGUGGAAUGGAGAUGGAUGAGGACAGCGACGGUGGUGACGACGCAGGGGUCCCCAAGAUUAACAUGGAGGAGCUACUUGAUGACUUUGAUGAGCUGAAUAUGGGAGGCAACGAAUGAUUCUGGGGGAGGAUGCGGACUUGAUCAUCACGACUGCACAAUGGGUUUGGCGUUCCAUGGUUUGCUUGAUCUGAUACUCUAAAAGCACUGGCUUGAACGGCCAGGAUUUUUUCUUUUUUUUUUACAACCUUUAUAGUACAUACAAACACUUUUUAU